Lineus longissimus is the source of this 10128-nucleotide messenger RNA. Its product is annotated as calcium-dependent secretion activator 1-like. Gene Ontology annotation, biological process: synaptic vesicle exocytosis; dense core granule exocytosis. Lineage: Eukaryota; Metazoa; Nemertea; Pilidiophora; Heteronemertea; Lineidae. The transcript is spliced from 28 exons. The record is from RefSeq and is a predicted model, not a curated record. The coding region runs from base 335 to 4276 and encodes 1313 amino acids.
CAAAACAAACCCAUUCACUUCCUGGUUCCACUUGACUGAAAUCGACACAUUUUAAUUGCUGCAAUCUAAGUGUCUGGGCCAAAGAUUUCCACCAAACUUGCUCAGUUCAUACUUUGUUCAAUUAAGACUUAGUCUGGCACGGUCAAUCGAAAUUUGACAAUUUAUUUACGCAUGCGUAUUGACAGUAAUAAUAUUUUCCUGGCAGAGGAAUGGUUAUGAUGAAGGUGCAUACAUACAUGCUGAAUACCUGUGUCUACACUGUGUGAUUACCACCGCUUUACCGGCCGAUUGGUGCUGUUUUCUAGCUCGUGGAUUACUCCACUAUCCUGACAAGAUGUUGGGUCCGUCUUCUAGUGAGGAGGAGUCGGAAAAUGAAACCAUUGAGGAUGAGAACUCGGAUGUUCUCAGCCUCCCCAGCACGGACCAGAGGAGUCUGUCAGCUAGUGGUGACAACCUUAGUGUCAGUGGGGGUGGAGGGAUGCACUCGAGGCCUAGCAGUGUGCGGCCAGCCAGUCCCAGCCCCUCCCUCAUCAGCGACAAGGAAAAAGAAGAUCUAGAACGUCUCGAGAAGGAAGAGGAGGAGAGGAAACAGAAACUGCAACUGUACGUAUUCGUGAUGAGGUGUGUUGCAUACCCCUUCAACGCCAAACAGCCAACUGACAUGGCCCGCAGGCAGACCAAAGUCAACAAGCAACAACUUCAAACCAUCAAAGACAGAUUCCAUGCAUUCUUAAACGGAGAGACUACCAUCGUGGCGGAUGAAGCAUUUACAAAUGCGGUUCAAAGUUACUAUGAAGUCUUUCUGAAAAGUGACCGUGUAGCAAACAUGGUUCGCAGCGGGGGAUGCUCUGCCAAUGACUUUCGGGAAGUGUUCAAAAAUAAUAUCGAAAAACGGGUCCGUAAUUUACCAGAAAUAGACGGUCUUAGUAAGGAGACAGUUCUUAGUUCUUGGAUGGCUAAAUUCGACCAGAUUUAUCGGGGAGAGGAAGACCCUCGAAAGCAGCCACAGAGGAUAUCAACGGCUGCGUCAGAACUCAUCCUCAGUAAGGAACAGCUGUAUGAAAUGUUUCAGAAUAUUCUCGCGGUUAAGAAAUAUGAGCAUCAGAUCUUGUAUAACGCUUGUCAGCUUGACAAUGCAGAUGAGCAGGCGGCACAGGUGAGACGAGAGCUUGAUGGACGGCUCGCAGCCUGUGAUGAAAUGACACGAUAUCAACAGUACCCAAAUUUAGUAAAACGAGAUUACAAGCGAUUCCCGAAGUUUGUCGUCAAAGAAAUGGAGAGCAUGUAUAUAGAGGAGUUAAAAUCGUCGAUUAACCUUUUGAUGGCUAAUUUGGAGAGCUUGCCGGUGUCGAAGGGUAGCACGGAAUCCAAGUAUUCACUUCAGAAGUUAAAGCGUUAUAAUAGGGAAAGAACUACCCCAUUCUCGCAAGAGUGGUUAGAGCAAGUGUACUGGGCACAGAGUUCAUCUAUCUCAAAAAUAGAAGUAUCGGAGGAUAACGAACCAGCACUCUCCAAACUUGAUGUGGUUCUCAAUUUUACACUCGAGGUUGUUGUCAUGGAGGUAAAAGGCCUAAAAUCACUCUCUCCCAACAAAAUCGUUUACUGCACAAUGGAAGUUGAAGGUGGUGAGAAGCUCCAGACAGACCAGGCAGAGGCUUCAAAACCUUCGUGGGACACUCAAGGCGAUUUUACCACCACUCACCCACUACCCGCUGUCAAGGUCAAACUCUACACAGAAAGCUCCGGCAUGCUGAGCCUCGAAGACAAGGAACUUGGAAAAGUCGUCAUACGACCAACAUCGACGAGUAGCAAGAUGCCGGAAUGGUACAAGUUAGCGACAAGCAAAAACUGCCCUGAUGACCUGAAAAUUAAGAUAGCCGUUCGGAUGGACAAGCCACAGAAUAUGAAGCAUUGUGGGUACCUCUAUGUGAUGGGAAAGACUGUUUGGAAGAAGUGGAAGAAGCGAUACUUUGUACUUGUUCAGGUAUCACAGUAUACGUUUGCGAUGUGCAGUUAUCGUGAGAAGAAACCGGACCCCACCGAAAUGAUGCAGUUGGAUGGCUAUACGGUCGACUACUGUGAGCCAGCUGAUGUUGGAUUAGGCGGCAACUGCUUCUUCAACACAGUAAAAGAGGGCGAUAGCGUCAUGUUCGCCACAGACGAUGAGAAUGAUCGCCAGCUCUGGGUACAAGCGAUUUACCGUGCGACAGGACAGUCGCAUAAACCGAUCCCACCUGUUCAGCAGACACCAAAUAAGAUUAGCAACACUCAGAUAUCACGGAUGCAAGGAGCGUGUUUUCCAGAUGCUGAUAGAGCAAGAAAGCAUGGCUUAGACGAGUAUGUGCAGGCUAACCCCUGUAGGUUUGAUCAUGCCGGUUUAUUCAGACUUCUUCAGACCUUGACCUUAGAUUACCGACUCAACGAUGCGUAUACCUGUUUGGGUUGGUUCAGUCCAGGUCAGGUCUUCUGCCUGGAUGAGUAUUGUGCUCGUUACGGUGUGCGUGGCUGUUUCCGCCAUCUUUGUUACCUGAACGACCUCCUCGAGAGAGCGGAGAACGGCAUCAUGGUCGACCCCACCCUCAUUCAUUACAGCUUUGCAUUCUGUGCUUCUCACGUUCAUGGAAACAGGCCUGAUGGUAUUGGGACUGUGACUCACGAGGAAAGAGAGAAAUUUGACGAAAUCAAGGAGCGAUUACGCAUCCUUCUCGAGAACCAGAUCACACAUUUUAGGUACUGUUUUCCAUUCGGACGACCAGAGGGCGCACUCAAAGCUACUCUAUCACUCUUGGAAAGGUGGUUUGAGGUCAAGGCGGCAGAGGACAAGGUUCUAAUGAAAGACAUCGUAACGCCAGUCCCACCAGAGGAGGUACGACAUGUGAUCAAGAAGUGUCUCGAGAACGCUGCCCUCGUUAACUACACUAGAAUAUCUGAAUAUGCAAAAAUAGAAGGACGGGAACAGGGAAAGAAAGACUCAUUUCGUGAUGAUGUACCUCCAGAGCGACGCCUAGAAGACAUCAUCCACCUCGCUGAACUCUGCAUCGAAGUCUUGCAACAGAACGAGGAACACCACGCAGAGAAAAAACCUGCCACGAGAACGUUUCACUCCGCAUUUGCAUGGUUCAGCGACUUACUCGUCGAGCAUGCCGAGAUCUUCUGGUCCUUGUUUGCGGUCGACAUGGACGCCGUCUUGGAGUCACAACCGCCAGACACGUGGGACAGCUUCCCGCUGUUCCAGUUACUCAAUGACUAUCUAAGAAAUGAUGAAAAUUUGAAUGGUGGGAAGUUCCACAAUCAUCUGCGGGACGUGUUUGCACCACAAGUUGUACGAUACGUGGACUUGAUGGAGUCGUCAAUUGCCCAGUCGAUACACAAAGGUUUCGAGAAGGAGAAGUGGGACCCACAGGGGAAUGGUUGUGCAACAUCAGAAGAUAUGUUAUGGAAAUUAGACGCCCUGCAGUCGUUCAUCCGCGAUCUACAUUGGCCUGAGGAAGUUUUUGGAGAGCAUCUUGACCACCGACUCAAGUUGAUGGCAGCCGACAUGAUAGAAGCUGCUGGGAAAAGGACUCUGAAAGCUUUCGAGCUUUGGCUCAAGAAGGGUGGCAAGGGUACCGACUUUAUCUUCCAUUCCGAGUGCUGCGUCAUGAUGAAUGUCAUCAUCGACUGUAAGAACCAAGGCUUCAAGCUCUGUGCACUCGACAGCGGCGCUGAUAUGCAUCAGUACCACACCAAGAUAGAUGAGUUCUUAGAGAAGGUGCAAUUACAGAUGAACAAAACUCUAGUCGAGAAGUUGUUGAGCGUGUUGGAUAAUGUUCUGGCCAAGCUUGCACGGUACGACGAGGGCAGUUUCUUCUCAUCCAUUCUCUCAUUGGCAAAACCGGUGAAUGAAUUGGGCAAAUCGUAUGUCGAUUUCAUGAGGGGUAACCUUGAACAGCUUAGACAGAAGAUCACAGACGAACUCUACAUUCUCAACAUCUUCGAGCAAUGGUAUUCUGGUCAGCUGAAGUCUGUGUGCGACUGGUUGACGGACCGUCUCGAUCUGUCACUGCAUCCGUAUCAGUUAGCCUGUUUGAUGAUCAUCGUAAAGAAACUGUUCACCGACUUUGAGCUGCAAGGCGUCCCAGAAAACUCGUUAAAUAGCAAGACGUACGAGACGAUAUGCAGCCGGCUACAGGUGGAGGAGGCGACGCAGUCGGUAACGGGAGGAGGUGUUGCCACCAAGACGACCUUCCUUAGCAACGGAGCAGCGCGGGGCGGAGGAAGCUCAGACUCGGACUAGACAGCCCAUAAUGAUCACGAACCACAUUAAAGGAGUUGGGAUCGCUCCAGAUGCAAAUCAUAGCAACUUAUUAACACCAGUGUACAGGAUGUCAUAGAGAAACAUUUCAAGUUAUUUCGUGAGGUUUUGAAGUUUGCCAAUUUUUGAUUGGUUUGUUUAGGUAGGUUUUGUACGAUGUUGCCUAGGUUACCGAAAAAUUGAGCUGCACAUAAACGGAUGCGCGAACCCUUGCCUGACGACGGCAUUAUCUGAAUAUAUUCCCAGGAUGCACUUUGUAAAAUGUCGGAUGAAACUUUGUCGGGAAUCGAAUACUAUAAAUGCUCAUACGCACUACACCAUUGAAUGUAAAAUUGUACUUAAAGUGCAUACAUUAUACUAUCACUGCACCACAGUGUAGACAAAGCCUAAAUACAUAUCUGUAUUGUUAAGUGACGACUGUUUGGAAAGUUUCCGAUUCUGUGUGUCGUUUCAAACUAACAGUCUUAUUGGUGGCAGGUCUUAACUAAAUGUCAUGAGCCAUGUCUGAAAGUUUCUCGAUUUAAAUUUGGCAAAUUGUCUGAUUCAAUAUUGAAAAUGAAACCUGUUUUGCUCUUUGUGGCAAAACACAUUGUGCCUCAUUACUCUAUUAAAUAUGCAUGGUUGUAAUGUACAAAUCAUAUGUAUAUUGUAUAAGUACUUGUAUAGAUUUUUCUAACAAUUUCAAGCGUCUGUCUGUCUGUACGUUACAUCUGUUUGUCUUACUUGUAAACUACAUCGCGUGUCAGGGUUAGAUUGGAUUGGUACACUAGUACGAUGAUCUAUCAGAUCGUUACACUUGUACAUUGAUCUAUUAAAUCAUUACACUUGUACUUUGAUCUAUUAAAUCGUUACACUUGUACAUGAUCUAUUCGAUCAUUACACUUGUACAUUGAUCUAUUGGAUCAUUACACUUGUACACUGAUCUAUCAGAUCAUUACACUUGUACAAUGAUCUAUCAGAUCGUUACACUUGUACAAUGAUCUAUUAGAUCGUUACACUUGUACAAUGAUCUAUUUUGACCUUUACCUUGGUGUAGCAUAGCAGAGCUUAGAAAGACAUCACAUCAUAAACCAUCGUUAUUUUUAGCGUAUAUAUCUUAAACAAGGGCAUCUGUGCAUUAUUUAUUACUUAGAAUGAAUAGUUGGUACAAUUACUCGAAUGAGAAUUAAUCAUUGUGUAUAUUUUUAUCCAUCACUCAUGUUUCAUACUAGUUUUUGGUAGACUAGCUUUCUCUUUCAUUCCUCUUUACUAUAUACAUUGUACAUAGUUCUAAUAUUCAGUCUCGUAGAAUGCAAUUAAGGCCAAUGAAAUUAGAUGACUUGUUUCUUGUCUUUUUGAAGAAAACUUUGUGCAAAUGUUUGUUCCAAAGGGAAGUCAUUACCAAAAUGAACAAGAUCAACACAACUUUACAAGAUGGCUAAUUGACAUACACAUACAUAGCUCUCGGUUAGAGAUUAUUGAUGAUGAACAUUUUUUGGUGCGGGGCAAGAAACGCAUGCAGGCAUUGAUAAGAAACGAGUCAUUUGAUUUCAUUGGCCUUGUGAUACACAAGUUACUGGAAUGUCUUGUGGCAAAUUGCUACUUUUUUCACUAAAAUCAAAGAUUUUGAGUAAAAAUACACUGAACAUUAGAAUAUCAAACUCUCAGACAGAAAGGUCAGAAAUGCAGCAUGGCUAGUCCCUACAUGUGUGUGCAAACAAGAGUCACUGAGCAAUAGGCUGUUAUCAGUUAUGCUUUAAGGAGUUAUGGCGGGAAACACUUUAGCAGAUCGCAAAAAGAAAACUGCACAAAAUUUCGGUGGUUUUCAGUAUUUGUUUUGUUUUUGCUUCUUGUUGAUAAUUGGUUUUCAUAAACGAUUGUUUUGUAGAAAAUUUGUUUGUAAAUAUUGUUUUCUUUAUGUGAUAUUAUAGCGUCUGUUACAUUUAUUAUCAUAAUUUUAUGAAAUAUGUUGAUAUGUGUAUAUUUUGUGAUUGUUGAUGGAGCUUUAGUCUGUAGGUGGGAUCUAGUCGUGAUGUGAUGUGCAUUGCCAAAAAGUUCCUGGUCAUAGGUCAUAAAAUAUGCUGUGUUACUGUAAACCACCUUAUGAUCGCAAGUGUUUAAUUUUCACACAUUUCGCCAAAAAAUGAAAUUCUUAAUUUUUUUAUUUGAAAAGAUGGAAAGAAAGUUCGUAGUAUGCCAAAUAUUAAAAUUUUUAAAAUUUCAUUUUUUUUCAUUUAUUUUAAUUUUUUUCACAUUAACCCUUUUUUCACAAAAUUUGCCCAAAAAAAUUUUAAUUAAAUUUUUUUCAUAUUUUUCACAAAUCGCAAAAAAAUUUAAAUUCUAAGCUUUUUCAUUACCAGGGUAAAUUUUCCAAAAAACGCAGAGAAGGGAUUUUUUCAAUUAAAUUUUUUUCACAAAAAUUUGGCGGUAUACCGUGUGUGACCUGUAAUAUUGAUUUCAUCGAAUAUGGCAUCAGCACAUGACUGGUGGUUUUGUUUGUGUGUACUGAUUAAAGACCAUGUAAUGGUUGCGUAAUACCUGUUAUACUUCCAGUGAGUAAUUUUUCUCGUGAUUUCAUCCUGAUUUUAUCGUCACUUUUAAAAAGCUUCAUUGUCAAUCAAAAUCUAAAGCCUAAUAUCGCUUAUAGUUUGGUGUUGGUGGUAUUCGGUUUUUCCCAUUGUUUAUUAUCCUCAUGUCUGUCAUGUUUUGCUCCUCCCACAAAAUGACCCACCAUUUCAAAAUCUAACAAUUCAAAACUUUUUCAGACGUUACCCAAUCAGAAAAGACGUAUCGUGCCUGCUCAGCUACAAAUUAGCCAUGAGGAGUACAGGGUUUUUGAUUGGUCAAAACCUGUCACAUGACAGGAAGUCUCAAAUUAGUUCUUCUUGCGCUUGAGGAAAGUGGCAAUUAUAGUAUUAUUCUCAGCAAUAUGCCUGUUUGAAAUAACUUAGUCAAUUACCGUGAGAACUGCCAACUUUUCCACUUGUGUGCAAUGUUUGUACAGACAAUUAAAACACAUUCUAUUGUUACAGAAAUCUCCUAGUCAUACCUUGUAUAAAAUCCUUUGGGUUGUCGAAUACAUCGGUUAUAACCCAAGCAAGUCUCCCUUUUUUACGGUGAGGUGCUCCCACAACCGAUAAUCUUAACAGUUGUUUACAUGUGAAAUGCAUUUUGGUAGAUACUCUUGUAUUACGCAGUCAGUUCUACCCCUAACCAGUCCUAAGUCAUGAAUUUGCCCGUAGUUGACCACCAGUCUGCUUUUGCAAAAAUCACUAGUUUGCGACAGGUUUUAAUGUACAGGCCCCUCCUGUCUAGGGUAGGAAGAGGAGAAUAGGUUACCUUCCAAUGACAGUCAUUCCAAAUAUCAAUCCCACCGUGUUAAAAAGUGACGAUCCCAGAGUUUUUGAGCUGUGUUCAAGUUAUUAUGCUCUUUGAUUAUGCAAAUUAUAUUUGAUGAACUUGCUAAUUUUAGUGAAGCCAGUAAUCCGACAGAAUGGAAUUUAAAGGAGGAGUUUCAAGAGACAAUGCUCGGCUGGCAUUUUACAGUUACAAUGUUCCUGUGUAGAGGGCGUUGCAGGUGUAUAAUGUGAUAUGUAUGUAUACAGUUGGUAGAAUGAUUGUGUAUAUUUUCGGAUGCAUUCAAGAACUCCUCUUCAUACAGGAACAGGACGAGUAGAGUGUCACCCUGGCGUUAUCUUGAAACACAUCUCCUUUAGGUUCAAAUUGGGUGGGUUUCAAUGGGCGCUUCACGUUGUUACGAAUUUGCCAAUAAACAAAAUGUCCCUUGUCCCUGUGUUGGUUUAUUUAGUAGCCGUCUAUUCUAAAGAGAGAAAAGUACUGUGUAUAUGUAAAUGAAGUGUGUUAACAGGUUCUGAUCUCAGUGGUCAGUCCAAGUAUAAACCAAGUUUUGUUCGGGACAGCAAUAUUGGGUGUAAUAUGGACAAGUACAGCUAAUGAACACUUAAUUCUUAUAAAGUGCUUUAUAAUGUACAACAUUCUUAAAGUGCUUUACAUUUACAUGUAUUUCCAAGGCAAAUCUAGAAACCUUCCUGUCAAAAACCAAAGACCGCAUAUAUUCCGUGAAACUUUGCAAUUUCAGGCCAGUUGUUGCAUAAAAAAUUCGCUCAACAAGAAUGUACAUUUCAGCAUUUAUACACUCUUGCACCUAAAAUCACACUGUGUGUGCACGAUGAAGAAUUUUGCCACCUGUUGGCGAUAAAGAGCAUUACCUCGCACCCUUGUCAUAGCUCAAUGUUACUGUCCCUUCCAAGACAAUGUGCAAAUAUGCAAUAUGUGUGAACCAAGUUUACUUCAAUUCAUUCAUGUAAAAUUGUGAAACUUAUUGUACGUGUACAAAGUUAUAUAUAGAGAAAUGAACAAGUUAUGACUAAGUCAUCCUGGGGAAGCAGUCCCCCAAGUGACCAGGCCUCUUAACUCACCAAGCAGCCUGCCCUGAAGGGGGUCUCGGAGAGGCCUGGGAAAAUGUAUGCCUCACAUGAAAAACAGCAAAAAAGUGCAGUUGGUAAAUCUAUUCAACUAUCAACCAGGGUCCAUCUUGUAACGAUGACAGUAUGACAUGGUAUGCAUUAAAUAACCAGUGGGUUACUCUUAUCUGUAGUGCACACUCAAAAUUGGUUCAUGAUCCACUGGCCGAAAUUAGGUGCGUUUUGAUCUGUAGGUAAUGCAAGGCAUGCUUGAAGAACUUCCUUAUAGGUAAGCACUAGGCCAUUUUAUUGCGCAUUCUCCCAUGGCAGGCCAGCUCGGCAAGUUGGAAGGUUUGCCAGAUUCUCCGCAAGCUGGGGAAUUGUCUCUUCAGGGUGCAAGUCCUGUAACAAAUAGUUGUGUUUUUAGUUAGGCCAUGUUAUAAGAAUUGGUAGUUGAUCAUGUAUUAAAUCUGAAGUCACAAGACUUCACUCCAAGCAUGUUAAAGCAGGAUUAUCUGCAGAAGCUGGGCUAUCCUGGUUUGGACUGAUGAUGAAAAUAUGUGGCGUAUAAACAUGAGUAUUGCCAAUGUACUGUAAGAUAAGAGACACCUAUUGGCAAUUUUGUGUAACUUAAAAUGCCCUGCCUGGCAGCUGCUUAUAAUCUUUCUUUGAGAGUGACACCUGGAGUGCUAUAUACAGGGGCUAUGGCAGCGGGUCGUUUCUGUCAAAUUUCAAUGCCUAACAAGUGGGAUAGAUCAAAGAGGGUAAGAUAAAGUCUCCCAAUAGUUUGAACAAAGUCUUCUUUGCCUGUGAAUGCCGUAACUGGUUCUAAUCCGUAAAUGAUUUGUGUGGCACAAAGCUGAAGAUCUUGUGAAUUUUUUCACUGUGCCUCAUCACUUUCUCAAGCCUCUAUACCCACAGCCGCUCUUGGUUUUAUAACUGAGGUUGCCAGAUAUGUUCACAGACUAGCAUUAUCAAAGGCCUCGACUGGGAGAGCCAUCACUAUUAACCCCCCAUUGGUGACAUCUCCAGCUUCGAGCAUCUCCUUUAGAGCCCCAUGAUCUGUGCCAAGGCAAUUGAAUCAAUGGGGUUUAUGGCGUUAGUGCUUAUUAUUUGAACACCAUCCGUGUUGGGUUAAGAUAUUGGUUGACCUUUACAUCGCAAAAGAAACCAGGUCCUCCUAUUCUAUUGUAAGAGGGGUAUAAUGGAAUAAAAAUAAACUACACAUGGCCUUACACCCCUCAAAAUGAACUAGUCUUUUGACUGUUUCUUUUGUGUCGACUUCCUCUUGUGGUAAGCAUGUAUUUUUUAAGGUAAACCGGUACCUUCAUCUAAUGUGUAUACAGAAUGAAUAUGAGUCUACUUGUGAUUUCGAUACUGUAUCUAUUCUAGUAGAUGUUAUAAAUAAAGUUGAACAUCAGUCAUUAAGUA